GAACACAACCUUCAUUUGAGAAAGAGAGAGCGAUGACGGGAGAUGAGGAGGAAGAGAUUAGGGAGAAUAUUCGUUGAUGCAGUUGAAUUUUCUAAAGAAGAAGAAGAAAAAGAAGAACAGAACGUCGGAGAAGAAGAAAAAGAAGAGAGAAAAUUCUAGUUCUUUUUAAUGGUUUGGAUAAAACAAAAGUAGUUGAAAAAUAUAGUAUCUUUGGUUGUACUUUGAAGUUUGUUCAAUUCACAAGGGUGAUUGAGCAAUUAUUAAAUAAGUUAAACGAGAGCAAGCAAUGUCUGCAACAGGGAGUUCCAGUUUGCCGGAACCGGAGUCCUACCGGCAUCUCGUCAAGGAGGUGAGAAGUCACGAGGUUGCUAUAGCUGAGCUCAGUAACCUUCCUGAUUCUAGGGCUGUCUACCAGAGAAAUGGCAAUCUAUUCUUCCGUACAACUGCUGAGAAAGCAACAAUGUCAGAACAAAAACAAGUGGACAUGGUCAAAUCUAAGUUACAAAAAUUAAGCUCCUAACGAGUCAACAAGUUCCAUUCAGCUUAAGAGGUUGGAAAGAGGUAAAGAGUGAAUCUCAAUUACUUGUUAGGUUAUAAGCAACUUUACAGACUAUAUACCUGUUGAAGUUGGUAUUACCAAAGUGUUUUUGACUUUAAAGUAUUGGUAUUACCAUAUUGUUAUUGCUAGAUUUGAUUAUUUUUAAUUUCAAUGUGCUACAUGAAAUUACGUACUUGUGUAAUUUUAUAAGUAGUCAGAUUUGCAAGUUUGGGUCCAUCAGACCCGAACUGUCCGCUUCUCGUUGUAUGAAUGCAAGUGAGAUUCGGAGAGUUGUUAUUGGAUUGAAGAGCACGUUAACAGAGAGGGUUAACUAUUUUGACUGAAGACUUAUUAUAUAAUCUGAAUUAAAUUUAAUGUUAUUGACAUAUUUAUUAUUUA
Molecule: messenger RNA, 937 nt
Organism: Solanum lycopersicum (tomato)
Lineage: Eukaryota; Viridiplantae; Streptophyta; Magnoliopsida; Solanales; Solanaceae
Source: RefSeq, a predicted model, not a curated record